AUGACCGUUGGUGACGGAUUUUACCUUCGGUACUACGUGGGACACAAGGGGAAAUUUGGGCACGAAUUCAUGGAAUUCGAAAUUAAUCCCUCGGGUCUUUUGAGGUACGCCAAUAACUCUAAAUACAAGAACGCCAAGAUGAUCCGGAAACAAGUAUACCUUUCUCAAACUGUACUGAGCGAAUUUCAACGCAUCGUUGAGGAGUCCCAGAUCGUGGCGGAAGAUGAUAAAGAUUGGCCGGAACCAGACCGGGUCGGGAAGCAGGAGCUGGAGGUCCGUCUCGGAGAAUCCCACAUCCGCUUUACCUGCGCCAAGAUUGGAUCGCUCCUGGAUGUGCAGGACAGCAAAGAUCCUGAAGGCCUGAGGAUAUUUUAUUAUCUCGUUCAAGAUUUGCGGUGCCUCCUCUUCUCAUUAAUCGGUCUGCAUUUCAAGGCGGGAUCGUUGUAA
Nannochloropsis gaditana CCMP526 is the source of this 447-nucleotide messenger RNA. It is a transcript of the gene MAGOH, whose product is annotated as protein mago nashi. Bases 1 to 447 code for a protein of 148 amino acids. Gene Ontology annotation, biological process: RNA splicing. Gene Ontology annotation, cellular component: exon-exon junction complex; nucleus. The record is from RefSeq and is a predicted model, not a curated record. The transcript has 3 exons.